AUGCAUCAAACUACACACAUUGAAACAAUUGUGCUCAAGCAAACAAGCCAAGCUCGCACGGCUUAUCGCACUUGCUUGAAUGCAUCACUUAAGUGCACUAGGUAUUUGUUGCGGCAAGGGCUUUCUUUUCGUGGUCAUGAUGAAAGUGCACAAUCAAGUAAUAAAGGGAAUUAUUUAGAGCUCUUGCAAUUUCUUGCGGAUCAUGAUGAAAAAGUUAAGGCCGUUGUAUUGGAAAAUGCUCCGGGAAAUUUAAAGUUAAUAGCUCCUUCAAUUCAAAAAGAUCUUGUCAAUUCUUGUGCCAAAGAAACCAUUGAUCUUAUCUUGAGUGAUGUAAAAGAUAGAUAUUUUUCAAUAAUGGUGGAUGAAGCACGUGAUGUUUCAAUAAAGGAGCAAAUGGCAAUGGUGUUGCGUUAUGUGAAUGACAAAGGACAAAUAAUUGAAAGGUUUGUGGGGGUUCAACAUGUAACCGACACUACUUCAAGUGCACUAAAGGAAACAAUUGAUGAAUUCUUUUCUUCCGCGAAUUUGAGCUUUUCCAAGCUACGAGGACAAGGUUAUGAUGGAGCUAGCAAUAUGAGAGGUGAGUUCAAUGGCCUUAAGAGAAAGAUUUUGAGAGAACAACCUUGUGCAUUUUAUGUUCAUUGCUUUGCUCAUCAACUUCAACUAGCUCUUGUUGCGGUAGCAAAGAAAAACAUUGAUGUCAACUCUUUUUUCACAACGGCUAAUAGUUUGGUUAAUGUGGUUGGAGCAUCUUGUAAGCGUCGCGAUGCACUUAGAGCACAAUACCAAGAAGAGCUUGUGAGAGCUUUUGAAGAUGAUUGUCUUAUAACGGGGCGGGGCUUAAAUCAAGAAAGGACUCUCAAACGUGCCGGCAAUACACGAUGGAACUCACAUUAUGGUACGUUGAUUAGUAUCAUUUCUAUGUUCCCAUCUGUGGUGAAUGUGCUUCAAAUGAUUGUUGAUGAUAAUCUUAAUGAUAGUUCGGGUGAAGCCUAUAAGUUAAGGAGAGAAAUACAAUCUUUUGAGUUUGUGUUUCACUUAUUUGUAAUGAAAGCUAUAUUGGGAAUAACAAACACUUUGUCUCUAGCAUUGCAAAAGAAAGAUCAAGACAUUGUGAGUACAAUGAAUUUAGUGAAAACAUGCAAGGAAAACCUGCAGUUGAUGAGGGAUAAUGAGUUUGAAGAAUUGGUUGGGCAAGCAUCCUCGUUUUGUUACAAAUAUGAUAUUAUAGUUCCUACCAUGGAUGAGGAAUAUGUAAUUCCAGGGAGAUCAUGGCGUAAUGCUCCAAUGAAGACAAAUUAUCAUCGUUAUCGUGUGGAGAUCUUUAUUCAUGUAAUUGAUGGGCAACUUGCGGAAUUAAAUGAUCGCUUCAACGAGGUAAGUACUGAGUUACUUACUUGUUUGGCAUGCUUGAGUCCAAAAAAUAACUUUGUGACUUUUGACAAACGAAAGCUAGUUCGUCUUGCUCAAUUUUAUCCUUAUGAUUUUUCGGAUAGAGACUUAUUGAUGCUUGAAGAUCAACUUGGUGUUUAUGUUCAUCAUAUGCGUUCGAGUAGUGAUUUUUCUCAAUUGGAAGGGAUUAGUAGUCUUGCGGAAAAAAUGGUGGAGAAAGGAAUGCAUGAAAUAUUUCCUUUUGUAUUUGCUUCUUACAUUGGCUUUGGUUUUACCGGUUGCAACUGCAUCAGUGGAGAGGGCAUUUUCCGCUAUGAAUAUUAUUAA
Messenger RNA from Prunus persica (peach), 1719 nucleotides. Its product is annotated as zinc finger MYM-type protein 1-like. NCBI's taxonomy places the organism in Eukaryota, Viridiplantae, Streptophyta, Magnoliopsida, Rosales, Rosaceae. The transcript has a single exon. The coding region runs from base 1 to 1719 and encodes 572 amino acids. The record is from RefSeq and is a predicted model, not a curated record.